UCUUCGCCGUCGCCAUUUUUCCGCCAUAUUAUUUUCAGACUCGUUGGCUUCUUUCGAGUUUGGAUAACGUUAUAAAAAUAAGACAUAGUUAAUGCUUAGUUUCAAAUUUCUUUUUAUAACUAAGAAAGUAGAAGAAUUGAGGAUAUUAGAUCAUAUUUUGUUCACAUUGAAUCGAAAAUUUAAUAAUGUCGGCUCACGAGCAAAUGAGGGCAAUGUUGGAUCAAUUGAUGGGUACAGCUCGCAAUGGCGAAACAGACAAACAUGGGGUUAAAUUUUACGACGAUUCAGUAUGCAAAUCAUUUUUACUGCAAUGCUGUCCUCACGAAAUAUUGUCUUCAACGCGAAUGGAUCUAGGUGAGUGUCCUAAAAUACAUGAUCUGGCGCUUCGUGCGGACUUUGAGUUAGCAUCGAAAACCAAAGACUAUUUCUAUGACAUUGAUGCGACGGAGCAUUUGGAGGCGUUCAUCGCGGAUUGUGACAAGCGCACGGCGGCGGCGAAGCAGCGGCUGGCGGAGACACAGGAGGAGUUGUCGGCCGAGGUGACGGAGAAAGCAAACGCGGUGCACGAGCUCGCCGAGCAGAUCGGACAGAAACUUGCUCGUGCUGAGGCGCUCGGCGAGGAGGGCAUGGUCGAAGAGAGUGUCAAACUUAUGGGAGAG
Molecule: messenger RNA, 659 nt
Organism: Papilio polytes (common Mormon)
Lineage: Eukaryota; Metazoa; Arthropoda; Insecta; Lepidoptera; Papilionidae
Product: putative RNA-binding protein Luc7-like 2
Biological process (GO): mRNA splice site recognition
Cellular component (GO): U1 snRNP; U2-type prespliceosome
Molecular function (GO): mRNA binding
Source: RefSeq, a predicted model, not a curated record